AUGGCGGACAUAGAACUAAAAGUUGCGUUAGAAAAAGUAUUGCCAUUCUUUCACAUUAAUGAGUUAAAAAAGGAACAAAUGCAGAUAUUAGAGGCAGUCCUCAAGAAAAAGGAUUGCAUAGCCGUACUACCGACCGGCUACAGAAAGUCUCUUCCGUUCCAAAUUGCCAUUUCUGUAAAGAGAUUUUUACAUCGCGAUGAUGCAGACGAAAAAAUCAUUGUGUGUUGUCCCCUCGUCGCAUGGAUGAAGGACCAAGUGACAAGACUUAACUGUCUUCCGGGCAUUAAAGCAAAAUUCAGAGGUGAUGAAGAGGAAGAGGGUUUCAUUUCCAGUGGAGAGUUUGAUUAUUUGUUUGCUUCUCCUGAAAGUUUAGUUGGUGAUAAAUUCUUCAGAACAGUUCUUCAGAAUUUUGAAGUGUCAAAUAUUGUCAUUGAUGAAUUCCAUACAAUCUCAGCUUGGGGAGAUGAUGACAAUGGAAAAGAAGCCUUCCGAAGAUGGUUCCAUCAUGUUGGAGAGCUUGGAUCUUUGUUUCCAUGUGCAUCAAUAGUAGCAUUGAGUGCUACAUGUACAAAGAGGAUUUCUAAAAAAGUAAUGAAAAUUUUGAAUAUAGCCGAGGAUGCAGUUCAAAUAUUUUCUUCACCAGAUAAACAAAAUAUUAAGCUUGUUGUCGUAAAAAUCCCUAAUACUCUUGAGAUUGCUAUGUCAUGGCUUAUAGAUGCUGUUAGUGAAAACAAAUUACCAAGAACACUACUUUACUGCAAUUCUAUUAAAACUGCUUCAAGUUUAUAUAGUUACAUAAUAACUGAAAUUCAAGACUGUAAAUGUGUGGAAAUGUACCAUUCAGAAACUCCUUCAGAAAAGAAAGAAAUCAUUCUUAAAGCUAUUCAGAAUCCUGAUAGUGAUCUACGUCUAGUUAUUGCAACAAGUUCCCUUAGAAUGGGUGUUGAUUGUGCAAAAUUUUACAAUGUCAUUUUGUAUGGACCACCAAAAACUUUUGUCGAGUUAAUUCAGGAAAUUGGAAGAGUGGGUAGAGAUGGACAAACGUCAACUGCAUUAUUGUUAUACAAUUCAUUUAAUCUGUGCAAAGUUGAAAGUGAUGUGAAAAAUAUAAUCAAGAGUGAUAAAUGUAGACGUUUUGCAUUACUUCAGCCAUUUCUAAAUCAACAAGAACUCGAUGAUCUGGGUAAAAAUACAGGAUCAUCUCUGUGUUGUGACAUAUGUGCCAAAGUCAAUCCAGAUCAGUCAUCAUUAUCUAAUAUUGAGAAACUACUGACUAUAAACUUUAAUGAUGAUGAAAAUGUUAACCUUGCAAGUGACAGUUCAGAUGACACAGUUUCAUAUGAUUAUGUUGAAGAUGAAUUUUUUGACCAUUUUUUUCCGUAA
This is a messenger RNA of Saccostrea echinata, 1383 nucleotides long. RefSeq names its product probable ATP-dependent DNA helicase RecS. Gene Ontology annotation, cellular component: chromosome; nucleoplasm; cytoplasm. Bases 1 to 1383 code for a protein of 460 amino acids. Gene Ontology annotation, molecular function: ATP binding; 3'-5' DNA helicase activity; nucleic acid binding. Lineage: Eukaryota; Metazoa; Mollusca; Bivalvia; Ostreida; Ostreidae. Gene Ontology annotation, biological process: telomere maintenance; double-strand break repair via homologous recombination. The transcript has 3 exons. The record is from RefSeq and is a predicted model, not a curated record.